UCUCUCUCUCUCUCUGUUCUGUUUCUUUAGUUAUACAAACUUCUAGCAUAUUUAUUUCUCUAUCUCCUCUUCUUGGUGCCGACUUUCAGCUGGAUUAGCUUCUCGAUAAUGUCCUACAGUUUCUUUCUACUCAGAUAGUUAAUUUACUGUAGCGGAGUAUAAGUUAUUUUAUUGUUUUAAGUUUGUUCAAUAAUCCCCUGAGGAAGUCUAUUUGUUCUCCUUUGUUGCGUGGAGGAUUUUUGUUUUGGGUUUUCUCCUGUUUUUAAGGGAAGAAAGUGAUUCAUGCAGAUAAGAUGUUAUUGUCAGUUUAUGUGUAUUAAGGAAAUAUUUUAAGCAAGUUACCAUAAGAUAUUCUGUUUGAGCUUAUAAUUGUGCUUACAAAUCCUUAAAAUAAUACUUAAGCUGAUGUGAACUCUGAAGGCUUUAGCCUCUGACCACAAGGUCCUUGCCUACUUCGUUGACCAAACCUUUGUCUUGGCUAAAUUUCCUCAAAUCCAUAUCCUGUCUCCCAAAUGCAUUGAUUUGUUCAAUACAUAGAUCCUCAUUCAUAUAGAUCUUGUAAUCUUCUUGAGUCGCAGAGGGAUGGAAUUCUCUAGAGAAGCUGGAAUGAUGAUGGAAAAUAAGCAGAAUGUCUGUUCUCUUGAAGAAAAUAGCAUCAAGCGCCAUAAGUCUGAUCUCUCUUUCAGUUCCAAGCAGAGAAAGGACAAAGCUGGAGAACGUAUCUCAGCUCUUCAACAGAUAGUUUCCCCUUACGGAAAGACCGACACUGCAUCAGUUCUUCAAGACGCGUUGCACUACAUAGAGUUUCUACAUGAACAAGUGAAGGUCUGCUCAUUUCUCUUCAUAUCAGUUCGAUACCAUUACCAUUUACCAACCAUGAUUCUUUCAUCUUCUUACUUAAGAAAACGUCAUGUUCUUCUUGUGCAGGUGCUAAGCGCUCCGUAUCUGCAAACAAUGACCUCCGCUACGCAGGAGGAGCUGGAGCAGUACAGCCUGAGAAACAGAGGACUAUGUCUUGUUCCAAUGGAGUAUACAGCAGGAGUUGCUCAAAGCAACGGGGCUGAUAUCUGGGCGCCCGUGAAGACUCCUCCAUCUCCAGCUUUUGGUGUCAAGUCUCAAUCACCCUUUAGAUGACUGUUUCAGACUCUUCCCAACCUACUACGAUCUUCGUCUUAAGCCAAAAGAAGAUGGCCAACUUUUAUUGUUCAGAUGAUGCCUCUGUAUCAUACAUAGACCAAGAGACGCAUGAAGUUGGUUUAGAACAGCUCAGAGUUGGUGAUGGCUGUUUACUAUUUGACCAGCUUAUUAUGUAAUUUGCCUAAACAUAAACCAAACGAUUCUAAUGCUAAGUAAUUUUUAUGCCAAA
Messenger RNA from Brassica napus (rape), 1366 nucleotides. RefSeq names its product transcription factor bHLH153. Gene Ontology annotation, cellular component: nucleus. Gene Ontology annotation, biological process: regulation of transcription by RNA polymerase II. The record is from RefSeq and is a predicted model, not a curated record. Gene Ontology annotation, molecular function: DNA-binding transcription factor activity, RNA polymerase II-specific; RNA polymerase II cis-regulatory region sequence-specific DNA binding; protein dimerization activity. Lineage: Eukaryota; Viridiplantae; Streptophyta; Magnoliopsida; Brassicales; Brassicaceae. Bases 583 to 1134 code for a protein of 183 amino acids. The transcript is spliced from 5 exons.